This is a messenger RNA of Trichoderma reesei QM6a, 1218 nucleotides long. RefSeq lists its product as uncharacterized. Bases 1 to 1218 code for a protein of 405 amino acids. The record is from RefSeq and is a predicted model, not a curated record. The transcript has a single exon. Lineage: Eukaryota; Fungi; Ascomycota; Sordariomycetes; Hypocreales; Hypocreaceae.
AUGCGCAGCCGCAGCCCCGGCCAGCUGGCGGCCAGCUCGGCGCGCAAGAAGUACACGUACGCGGCCUUCUUCCUGGUGCUGAGCCUGGUGGCCUUUUGCAUCCAGACGGAGCUGAGCGCCUACAUCCAGGGCGACCUGGGCUGGGACAAGGCCUACUGCAUGAUGUUCUUCACGCACAGCUCCUGGGUGCUCAUGUGGCCCGCCCAGCUGCUCAUCCUGCGCCUGCAGAAGCGCGACAUGCCCUGGCCGGCCUUUUGGCGCCGCCACCUGCAGCUCGUCCGCUCCACGGCCCUCAUGGUCGAGCUGCAGACGCUCGACGUCUUUGGCCUGCAGCGGCCCGCGGCCAAGAGCGUGCGCUACCUGGCCCGCACCACGGCCUUUAUCACCACGGCCCUGACCGUCGCCGGCCUGAGCUGGUACCUCGCCGUCAGCCUCACCACCCCGUCCGACCUCACCGCCAUCUACAACUGCUCCGCCUUCUUUGCCUACGCCUUCUCCGUCCCGCUGCUCAAGGAGCCGCUGCGACUGGACAAGUCGGUGGCCGUCAUCAUCGCCAUCAUCGGCGUCCUGGUCGUGGCCUAUGGCGACACUGGAGGAUCCGGAACCGAAUCCGACGCGCAGUCGGGCCAGGGCGGCGAGGGUGAUGCCGACGUGGAUGCCGGCAGCCGCUUCCUGGGCAACAUCAUCAUCGGCGUCGGCUCCGUGCUCUACGGGCUAUACGAGGUGCUGUACAAGCGCUUCGCCUGCCCUCCCGACGGCGUGUCGCCCGGCCGGGGCAUGAUUUUCGCAAACACAUUCGGCUCCUGCAUCGGCCUCUUCACCCUCACCGUGCUCUGGAUCCCGCUGCCCAUCCUGCACUGGCUGGGGCUGGAGAUUUUCGAGAUGCCCGAUGCGUCCACAUGCUGGCUGAUUCUCUUCGCCGUGCUGGCCAACGCCACGUUUAGCGCGUCGUUCCUCAUCCUCAUCUCGCUCACGUCGCCCGUGCUGUCGUCCGUGGCGGCGCUGCUGACCAUUUUCAUCGUGGCGAUUGCCGACUGGUUCAUCACGGGCCAGCCCCUGAGCCCGGCGGCGGUGCUCGGCGGGUCCAUGAUCAUCGUCGCCUUUGGGGCGCUGAGCUGGAGCACGUACCGCGAGAUGAUGGAGCACGAGAUGGAGAAGCGGAGGGUGGAUCUCACGGACAGCGAUGAGGAUGGGGACUUGAGCAGCCAUGAGGACUGA